CCGCCCUCUGCCAAGCUCACAGCAGAGAGCCUGGCGCAAGAUGAACCCCGUUGUCCACGCAAGAUUCACGAGACCGUCCCACUGAACCCCGAGAGCCUGAAAAUGUCUGCCUGCAGUGACUUUGUGGAGCACAUCUGGAAGCCCGGGUCCUGCAAGAACUGCUUCGGCCUGCGGAGUGACCACCAGCUGGUGGCUGGCCGUCCCCAGCCCAGAGCAGGCAGCCUGCCCGCCCCGCCCCGCCUGCCCCCCAGGCCGGAGAACUGCCGCCUGGAAGAUGAGGGUGUGAACGUGAACGGCUUGCCCUACUCCAAACCCACCAUCGCUGUGAAGCCCACCAUGAUGAACUCUGACCCCUCGGACAUGUGGGCAGAGGGCGGUGUGAGUGCAGAAGUCUCACAGGUCAUCUGGAGACGAAUGCCCAGCAAGCUCCCCCUCCCAAAGCAGGAAGAUGCAUCCAGAGCGUAUCUGAGCAGCUUCCGCGGUGCCCCGAAGCCCGGGGGACCCUCGUCCCCCACCGAUGGCAGCUCCCGAUGCCCUCCUGCAUACGCCAUGGCUGGCCAGUCCUGGGUGGAGAGGAACCUGGCCUUCCACCCGGCGAGUUUUGCCGGCGACAAGGGUAGGCGAGAGGCCCAACCCACCUUUCCUGUCCAAGAGCUGACCUCUACUCAGGAGAGCUUCCGCCAGAAACUGGCCACCUUUGCAGAAAUGGCAUCUGGCUGUGCCAAGGGCCCUGGGUCCUUCUCCUCUUCACAGCCCCUGAGGGGGUCGCUGCCCUCAGAGGACGACAGUGAUCACGGGUGCUCACCCUCCGGGGACAGUGAAGGGGGAGAGUACUGCUCCAUCCUGGACUGCUGCCCUGUGGCCAAGGACACCUCACCAGCUGAGGGGUCCAGACACAGACACGCUGGAGGGGACAGCUCGCUGGCAUCCUGGGACCCAACAGUGUGUGCUGGGCCCUCUGACGAUGACAAGCGGGUGUUGGGCUUCCCCAGGGCGUGCUGUGCCCAGGACCCAGCAGGGCAUCCAUCUCGCCCGGGGCCCAAGAAGCCCUCCCUGACCUCAGAAGCCGCCAGCUCUUCGGAUGGCAUUUCCUGUGGGAGCAGCAGCAGUGGAGCGAGCAGCCCCUUUGCCCCCCAUUUGGAGAGCGAUUACUGCUCCCUUAUAAAGGAGCCUGUGUCCAAGAAGCCACCGGACGCAGGCUGCCACGGGCUGAACUCUAGCAGAUGCCUGGGGCUGACGGAGGCCCAGCCCCCAGACCCGGCUAGGGAGGCUGCGCAGCCGGAACCCAUCUAUGCGGAGAGCGCCAAGAGGAAGAAGCCCGGCCCUGUGCCCUCCAGACCCCAGGCCAAGGCAGAGCAGACAGCACCUGGCCAGGGUCAGGGCCAGGGCCGGACAGGUAGCGCUUGGGCCACAAAAGCAUGUGUCUGGGACCAGGACAGGGAAAGCCCAAAUGUGGCCACCCAGGUGGCGGCCACCAUCACCGUUAUGGCAGCCCACCCAGAAGAGGACCACCGAACCAUCUGCCUCAGCAGCCCCGACUCGGCGGUGGGGGUGCAGUGGCCCCGCGGUCCUGGAAGCCAGGACUCGGAGGCAGCGGAAGAGGAGCCUGGACCAAGCUCCCGGGGAAGCCAUCCUCAAGACGGAGCUGAGCACACGCCCAAGGGGAGGCCCGCCAUCCCCCCGAAGCUGUCCAAGAGUAGCCCCGGAGGGUCCCCUGUGUCUCCAUCUGCCUCCCCGCUGGCCGACCUCAGCGAGGGCAGCGCGGGCAGCGGCAGCGGCGUGGGGGCCCAGCCUUCCCCCAGAGCCCCCACUGAGCCCGCUUCUUCCUGCCUUGCAAAUGGUGGCACCGCCAACGACCCUGUCCGGUGUCUGCCCGCCACCUGCACCACCGCCACCACCUCUGCCACCGCCGCCCUGGACCAGAGGCGACCCAGGUACCCGACGGGAGCCUGGAGUCGCCAGUGCCGCAUCGAAGAAGAGGAGGAGGUGGAGGCGGAAUUGAGUCAAGGCUGGAAUGGAGACCUGGAGAACGGCGCCAUUGCCGCAGGGGACUUGGCCCACUCCUCCACCUGGCACCGGCUCUACCCCGCCGACGGCGCCUCCAGGCAGGGUGGCAUGAGCAAAUCGGCCUCUUUCGCCUUCGAGUUCCCCAAGGACAGAAGCGGAAUGGAGACGUUUUCACCUCCGCCCCCGCCUCCGAAGUCCCGGCACCUUCUGAAAAUGAACAAAAGCAGCUCUGAUUUGGAAAAGGGGAGCCAGGGCUCAGCCGGGAGCCUCAGCCCGUCCUUCAGGGGUGUUCCAGUCAGCUUCACCACCGGCUCCACAGAUAGCCUGGCCUCGGACUCCAGAACCUGCAGCGAUGGAGGACCUUCGUAUGAGCCAGCCCACUCGCCCACCAGCAGCGGGAAGAAGCUCUUUGCUCCGGUUCCUUUUCCUUCCGGCUCCACUGAGGAUGUGUCCCCCAGCAGCCCCCUGCAGCCCCCUCCGCUCCCCCAGAAAAAGACUGUGAGCCGAGCGGCCUCUUCCCCAGACGGCUUCUUCUGGACCCACGGCUCCCCCAAACCGAGGGCAGCAAGCCCCAAGCUGAACCUCAGCCACUCUGAAACCAGCAUCUGUGCCCACGAAGAGUCCCCCUUCAGCUACUCCACCGGCCCUGGCCACCGCCACCAUCAUGUCUUCUCCGCUUCUGAGUCCCUGGAGAAAACUUUCAAAGGCAGCAACGGCCCCUGGAUCCCUGUCACCGCGGGGCUGGCGGGCAGCAAAAGCAGCUGCGGGAGCCCCAGCCUCCAGUGCCGAGGGCCCCCUUCCACCUCGUCCUCCCAGCUGAGCGUGUCCAGCCAGGCCUCCGCCGCCAGCUCCCAGCUGCAGCUGCACAGCCUUCUGAGCAGCAUCAGCAGCAAAGAGGGCACUUACGCCAAGAUGGGGGGCCUCUUCGCCCAGUCCUUGCUCCGCCUGGUCACCAAGUGUGAGGACCUCUUCAUGGGCGGUCAGAAAAAGGAGCUGCACUUCAACGAGAACAACUGGUCACUCUUCAAGCUGACCUGCAACAAGCCCUGCUGCGACUCGGGAGAUGCCAUUUAUUACUGCGCCACCUGCUCCGAGGACCCCGGCAGCACCUAUGCGGUGAAGAUUUGCAAAACUCCUGAGCCCAAAGCAGCCUCCUACUGCAGCCCCUCCGUACCUGUGCACUUCAACAUCCAGCAGGACUGCGGCCACUUUGUGGCCUCUGUGCCCUCCAGCAUGCUCACGUCGCCUGACGCGCCCAAGGACCCACUGCCGGCCCUGCCCUCACACCCCCCUGCCCAGGAGCAGGACUGCGUGGUAGUCAUCACUCGGGAGGUGCCCCACCAGACAGCCGCUGACUUCGUGCGGGCCUCGGCCGCCGGCCAUCGCGCCGAGCCGGAGCUGUACGAGCGCAGGGUUUGCUUCCUGCUCCUGCAGCUCUGCGACGGGCUGGAGCGCCUGAAGGAGCACGGGGUCAUCCACCGGGACCUGUGCCUGGAGAACCUCCUGCUGGUGCACUGCCCGCCCCAGGCCUCCCAGCCAGCCGUCCCCAGCCAGCCCACCACCGCACCUCCCACCUGUCGGGGAAUGCCAGGCGAGAAGCACUUGCCCCGGCUCAUCAUCAGCAACUUCCUGAAGGCCAAGCAGAAGCCCGGCGGCACCAACCCGCAGCAGAAGAAAAGCCACGCGCGCCUGGCGCCCGAGAUAGUGUCUGCCUCCCAGUACCGCAAGUUCGACGAGUUCCAGGCCGGCAUCCUCAUCUAUGAGCUGCUCCACCAGCCCAACCCCUUCGAGGUGCGCGCCCAGCUGCGGGAGCAGGACUACCGGCAGGAAGACCUGCCCCCGCUGCCCAGCUUGUCCCUCUACUCACCCGGCCUGCAGCAGCUCGCCCACCUGCUGCUCGAGGCCGACCCCAUCAAGCGCAUCCGCAUCGGCGAGGCCAAGCGGGUGCUGCAGUGCCUGCUGUGGGGGCCGCGGCGCGAGCUGAUGGAGCAGCCGGGCUCCCCGGAGGAGGCGCUGUGCGGCACGCUGCAGAACUGGAUCGACAUGAAGCGGGCUCUGAUGAUGAUCAAGUUCGCCGAGAAGGCCGUGGACCGCAGGCGCGGGGUGGAGCUGGAAGACUGGCUCUGCUGCCAGUACCUGGCGUCUGCGGAGCCCGGAGCCCUGCUGCAGACCCUGAAGCUCCUGCAGCUGCUGUGAGGCCCCGCCGGCCGAGCCCCCAGCCAGCCUGCACUUUAGCCGGCCCAGCCCGGACCCCACCCCUUUGCCCUUGCCCUGCCGUGGAAACAUCAGCAUCUCCCUGGGAAAUGGUACAAAUGACCGUUAGACUUGGAUAUAAUAUAUAUACAUAUAUAAAUAUGGUCAUCUGAAAGCGGUCUGGCCUCCUCCUCUCACCCUGUCCGUCAUCACCCCCAGCCUGUUCUGCCAACAAAAUGAAGCCUGGACUCUGACCUCACCCAACCCUCUUGUGAAAUUUGUGUUUUUCUUUUUUUAACAACAACAAAAACUCCAUUAUAUUAAAAAACACAUUUGUUUGA
Molecule: messenger RNA, 4541 nt
Organism: Echinops telfairi (small Madagascar hedgehog)
Lineage: Eukaryota; Metazoa; Chordata; Mammalia; Afrosoricida; Tenrecidae
Gene: PRAG1
Product: PEAK1 related, kinase-activating pseudokinase 1
Exons: 5
Biological process (GO): protein phosphorylation
Molecular function (GO): protein kinase activity; ATP binding
Source: RefSeq, a predicted model, not a curated record